UCUGCCGACCCGGUCUCAUCACCGGCAGACGGGACAGCACAGAGCACACCGCGGCAACAAGGGCUCACCGAGAGGCACCAUGGAGCUCAUCUGCCAUCUGCAGCUACCAAACAGGAAGUGUCUCCUUCCGUGAUCGAUGGUCAGCAUGGAGCUGAGAUAGCCCCCACCUGUUUCUGGAUCUGGCGUAACCAUGGGAACAUGGCGUGGUCUGCGUGUGGCGUUCAUUAUUGGGUCUUUGUUUAUGAUUCUGUUGAUUAUUGUCUAUUGGGAUGAUGUACGGGGGUUCAGCCUCUACCCCCUGCAAGACCCCAAACAUGAGCCACUUGACUUGGCCCUGAUCCCUCAGACAACUCCGGUGCCCUCAUGCUCCAUCUCUGCCAGCACGGUCCGGCCCAGCCCCCUCCUCUCCCUCCCCACCACCAGAUCCAGCACUCCUCCUCACCCCUCUGAGCAGGAGGAGGGGAGAGCGGCCGUGAAACGGAUCGAUGAAGAGAUGGCAGUGACAAAAGGAGAGAGGAAACUGGAAGAUGAGGAGGAAGAGGAGAGGGAGAAGAAACGUGUUGACAACAGUCACCAGGAAGAGAGAAAGCAGAGACUUGCGGAUGUGUGUGCAGGAAAAGGGUCACUGGAAUUCCCAGGAAAGACUCGGGCAUUUGACCAGAUUCCCAAUAGAGAGUUGGAUCAUCUGAUAGUGGAUGACACACACCAGAUUAUCUACUGCUAUGUUCCCAAGGUAGCGUGUACAAACUGGAAGAGAGUGAUGGUUGUUCUGUCUCAGUCUCUGGUCUCCCCCUCCUCAGGAAAACCUUACACUGACCCAGAGGCUGUACCUCCUGACCUCGUACACAACUCCUCUAUCCACCUCACCUUUGCCAAGUUCUGGCGUCAUUAUGGUUCACUAUCCCGCCACCUGAUGGCACUCAAGCUGCAGCAUUACACUAAGUUCUUAUUUGUACGGGAUCCUUUUGUACGCCUCAUCUCUGCCUUCAGGAACAAGUUUGGAAAGCCCAAUGAGGACUUCUACCGGCAGUUUGGUUCGGUCAUGCUGAGUCGUUAUGGGAAUGUGUCUGGAGGCGUGCCAAAGACAGCGGCGGAGGCAUUUGCAGCAGGAAUCAAACCGACCUUUCAGCAGUUUAUCACAUACCUGCUGGACCCGCAGACUGAGAGGGAGACCGCCUUCAAUGAACACUGGCGGCAGGUCUACCGCCUGUGCCAUCCAUGCCAGAUCCAGUAUGACUUCAUUGGCCGACUGGAAACACUGGAAACAGACUCAGAGCAGCUCCUGAGGAUUCUGGGAGUUGAUCACCUGAUUCGCUUUCCUACUGGGGCCCGCAACCGCACUGCUGCCAGCUGGGAAAGGGAUUGGUUUGCACAGAUUCCUAUGGACAUGAGGAGGAAACUAUACAAGCUAUACGAGCCUGACUUUGAGCUGUUUGGAUAUCCCAAACCUGACAGCGUGCUCCACCGGUAGACCACAUAGUGCCAGAGUCCUGGGUACUGCACUGUUGUGCAGCACCCAUCCCACACCUCAUGUACCUGCACACCGCCAGCAAUGCCUCUUAAAGACUAGUCCAUCAUGCUGUUUAUCUCCUUAGUUGUUUCAUACGUGAAAUGACUUAAGUGCCUGCUAGAAUUAUUUUAUGCUGUUCACCCCUGCCUCAGUUUGUCAUUUGUUCCAGCCAAAUUCUCAUUUUUGAUGGACACUCGCUCGCUAAUUUAUUUCAUCCUUUUCUCCAUGUGAAGACACUUUGAAUUGUAUUUUGAUAAGUGAUGG
Messenger RNA from Myripristis murdjan (pinecone soldierfish), 1774 nucleotides. Its product is annotated as carbohydrate sulfotransferase 12. The record is from RefSeq and is a predicted model, not a curated record. Gene Ontology annotation, molecular function: sulfotransferase activity. The transcript has 6 exons. Lineage: Eukaryota; Metazoa; Chordata; Actinopteri; Holocentriformes; Holocentridae. Gene Ontology annotation, cellular component: membrane. Gene Ontology annotation, biological process: proteoglycan biosynthetic process; carbohydrate biosynthetic process. The coding region runs from base 191 to 1471 and encodes 426 amino acids.